AUGAUCAAAUAUCUUGAAAGGGUCAGGGACAAAUGUGUGAGAGUAUGUAAAUGGCAGCAAGCAGUUGGAUAUGCAGAAGUCUCUUAUUCACCCCUCAAGGGCCACAAAUAUGGAGUAACUUGUGUGAAAGUCAGCCCUCAAUCAACAAUGCUGGCAAGCGCUAGUAUUGACGGUACAACUGUUCUCUGGAAUCUGCGGACGGGAUCGAAAAUCCAUACAAUGGUUCAACCGAGUGGAGAAUGUGUUAGAGUCUGUCGAUUUUCUCCUGACUCUACUUUCCUAGUGACUGCAGGUGACAAUGGACAAGUUUGCCUAUGGGAUUUAGUCCGUAGAACACUCAUAAAAUGCUUUCAACAACAUGAAGGAGCCGUUCAAGGUGUCUCCUUCACUCCUGAUUCUAAUUGGCUGCUAACAAGCUGUACAUUUGGAGUUCUUAAUUUAUUUUCUGUACCCGGCAUCGUCGACUCGAGUGUCAUCAAUCCAAAUGGAAAUGUUAAUGUAUUCUCUACGAUCGAUGAUGCCCACGAUCUUGGAGUUGUAUGCUGUGAUUUUUCCCCUCAACAAAUCGUUACGAGUAACUACAUUAAAUUCAAACUAGAAAUGGCUAGUAUUUCUGCAAAAAUGGUUGCUGCUUUGGUGGAGCACAAGAGAUACGUCGGCUGUUGUGCCUUUUCGAGAGAUGGCUCAUUACUUGCAAGUGGCUCUAAUGAUAAAAGUGUCAUUAUAUGGGACCUCACGAAAAGUAAUUUAACUAUUGAAUCGAACCUUAUUAGAUAUGUCAAUCCUAUUCGACAUUCAUCUAUUGACGGUGAUACAACUUUCGAGUCACUUAAAUUUUUUGCCCCCAUGCGACCCUUACCCAAGGUUUUUGAAGGACACGCUGAUGCGAUUACCACUCUGGCUUUUACUCCCGAUUCUUUGUAUAUUGUGACAGCCUGCAGUGAAGGCACUUGGAGGAUUUUUGAUAUUGAAGGAGAAUCAUCAAGUAGCAUCUUAGUAUGUGAAGCAGCUCAUGAUCUUGGCGUUCAGGGAUGCGAUUUUAGUCCUGCAUCCGCUCCAUUCACUGUGGCAGGCAUGCGGCAGUCCUCUACCGACGAUCAGUCAAAAUUCUACGUCCUAGCAACGUGUGGGAAUGAUUCUCUCGUUAAAUUGUGGCAAAUCACUGUUUUACUCGAUCAAACUGAUGAACACGAUAACGAAACUCUUGAAGGGGAUUCAGGAUUAGGGAGAUUGACUGCCAACGCCAUUUCGUAUAUGGAGAAAAAAGUUUUAGCUGGGCAUGGAGGUAAUGUCAUGGAUGUAAGAUUUGCAGCAGUUCAUGGUGAGAUCCUUGGGAGUGUUGCUACUGAUAGGACAGCUAGGCUGUGGAGUGUUAAUUCCGGAGUUUGUCUGCACGUACUGGAGAACCAUGACAGUCUCGUCACUUCUUGUGCAUUUUCUAAUGAUACUUCAUUCUUUGCCACAGGCGCAUUGGAUAAGACCGUAACAGUUUGGCGACUCCCACAGCAAUUGGUCUCACAAAGUAACUUGAUCGAACGAUUAAGAAAUAAUAGAAAGAAAGUUAUUGAUUGGAAGACCGAGGAUGUAUUAAAAUGGCUUAGCGAAAUAAAUAUGACGGUGCUUGAGAGUCGUGCGAGUGUAAUACAUCUCAAUGGACGACAUUUGCUCACAGUACCUGGAGAAAUUAUUGCAGCAAGGCUCCAUAUUUAUGAGGACCAUGCGGGUUAA
This is a messenger RNA of Fopius arisanus, 1728 nucleotides long. Its product is annotated as WD repeat, SAM and U-box domain-containing protein 1-like. The record is from RefSeq and is a predicted model, not a curated record. Lineage: Eukaryota; Metazoa; Arthropoda; Insecta; Hymenoptera; Braconidae. The transcript has 11 exons. Gene Ontology annotation, molecular function: protein binding. The coding region runs from base 1 to 1728 and encodes 575 amino acids.